AUGUUUAUUAUGAUAUCACGUGUGGAACGUUGGCAUUUCUCGAUAAUCUUCCAGAACAGCAAGAUCAAGUUAAUGCAGAAGAAAAUAUGCUUAUUUAAGACGAAUGAGAGAGAGAAAAUAAGUGACAUGACAUUCCUGAAAGUAUUAAGUUGUAGUCUAAUAUUCAUUGUCGCCGCGGCUUCUCUUAUUGAUGCACAAUUGCCCGUACAACGCAUUUUCUUAAUGCCACUACAAUAUAAUAUUCACUUUGUACUAUAUGUCAAUGCCAGUACCUUCCACGGCGAAUACAAUGCCGGCAUUAAUAUUUCUCAUAAAACGCAAGAUAUAUAUUUUUAUACAGAAAAUUUGUUUAUAAUUAAAGCUAUUGUAACAAACAAUACACAAAUACCUAAAGGAAAUGAGAAGAAAGUUUUCGCCCAUAGGCCGAAGAAAUUUAUCUAUGACACUGAAACAUAUGUAACCACCCUUUCUUUUCCGUAUAAUUUAUCAUCAGGAUUUUACACUUUGAAUGUGGAAUUUUCUGGUCUUUUAGCUGAAGAUGGAGGAUUUAGAAUUUACAAAAAUAAUCAAAAUGAUAGAAUGUGGUUGGCCGCAACACAUUAUCACACAUUUGCGACUCGAAGAUUAUUUCCACUUUUGAAGGAUGCUGAGUUUGCUAGUUAUAACAUUUCUAUAAAGCAUCCUAAAAGCUACGUAGCUAUAUCAAAUGUGCCCCUCCUAGAAGAAAAUAUGGAUAAAAAUGAUAUGCAAUGGACACGCUUCAAACCUACUCCCUUGAUACCUGCUUAUUUCAUAGCGGCUGUUGUAGCUCAUCUCGCCGUUAUUGUAGAAAAUAGAAGUACCAAAUUGUGGUGCAGAACAGACAUAAUACCACAUGUGCAAUUUGCAUACAUAGUUGCUACAAAUAUUGGGAACUUCUUAGAUAAGUUUUUAUAUAUCAAGGAAAGUUCGGAAAGAAACCAUAUCGUGAUUCAGAAAUUAUUAGGUGAAGAAGAUAUAAAAUUGGGAUUUAUUCUUUAUGGUGAAGAAGAUAUUAUCUAUAACGAAAAAAUAGAUUCUGAGAUACGCAAAAUUGAAAUAACUCGAGUAAUAGCAUAUAAAGUGGUGUACGAAUGGUUUUAUAAUGCAAUGAGUCCAUAUAAGUGGGAACCAUGGUUAAUCAAAGGUCUUGCUAUGUUUUUUGGAAUUUACAUUGCCGAUAAGACAUUUCCGGAUCUUCGGAUAAAAGAUUUCUUUGUGAUUCAAAUGCAACAUGAUGUUCUUCAUUGGAGCACCAAGAAUAUGUGGCCAUUCACAAAAGAAUCAAGAUUCAAUUCUAUUGAAAUUCCCCAUUAUAUCAAGGCAAGUAUUAUGUUCCGCACGUUACAAAUUUUAUUUACCGAAGAGAUGUUUGAAAGUGGUAUGAAGUUGUAUUUACAAUACCAUUCCUCAAGCAGUAAAGAUUUUUGGGACACUAUGCAAUCAACCAUGGAUAAAUCAGAUUUCAAAUCAGAACUCAAAUACAAUGUAACGGAUAAAAUAGCUAGUUGGACACGACUAAAUCAUUACCCUGUGAUUAAUGUGAAAAGAAAUUAUAAUAAUAAUUGGAUGACUAUAUCGAUAGAAAAUUUUAAUUAUUUUGUUACAUGGAUAUUUGUGAAUAUUACUACACAGGAGUAUUUCGAUUCGAAGAAAUUGUUGACUUCAGUGUGGUUAAAACCAAAUAUUUCGUACCAUGCAAAAAUAGAUUUCAUAGAUGAGAAUUACUGGAUAUUGGCCAAUUUACAACAAAGUGGAUGCUAUCGCGUCAAUUAUGAUGUCGAGAAUUGGAAAAGACUUGUGAGAUACCUGCACACUAAUUCCUUCAGAAAAAUACAUGUACUCGAUCGUGCUAAACUCAUCGACGACGCAUUUCACUUUGUGAUGACAGGCAAAUUACAACGUGAUAUAUUCUUCAAUAUUUCACACUAUCUAUCGCAAGAUACAGAUUAUAUCGCAUGGUAUCCUAUGUUCAAGAACUUGGAAUAUAUAUCGGGUUUCUUUGCAUUUCCAGAAAGCUUAUUUAUAAAGGCGGAAAUAAUACAAUUCAUGAAAGAGAUUUUAUGGAAAUUACAAUAUCCCAUUUUUUAUCAAGAUAAGAACCUUUAUGGCAGCAUUUUCAAUAAAUGUUUGAGACAAGAUGCUGCAAAAUUGUUAUGCCUCGUGAAUUAUGAUUCUUGUUUGUCGAAUUCUAAUACUGAAUUGAAAUCGUAUCUCUUCUAUCGUAACACAUUAUUAUCAUAUAAAAUUUGGCCGGAAUGGAAAGAAUGGACAUUCUGCAAUGGUUUAAAAAUAGCCAAUAACGAUAUUUGGAUGCAAGUGUUUGAUAUAUAUUUGAAGGAAUCAGAUUCUAGUGUUUUAAAAUUUUUAUCCUGUUCCCAAAAGCCUUCAUUUAUUCUCCAGUAUAUACAUUUAAUGACUAAUAUGACAAAUGUAACAGCUAUCGAUCGUAUAAACAGUUUUUGUACUAUUAUUGCGAGGCAUGCAAGGACUACAUUAUUUCAAUUCAUUUUAGAUCAUUUAAUGGAAAUAAAACCAAAUGACAGUGACAGUGACAGUGACAGUGACAGUGACAGUGACAGUGACAGUGACAGUGACAGUGACAGUGACAGUGACAGUGACAGUGACAGUGACAGUGACAGUGACAGUGACAGUGACAGUGACAGUGACAGUGACAGUGACAGUGACAGUGACAGUGACAGUGACAGUGACAGUGACAGUGACAGUGACAGUGACAGUGACAGUGACAGUGACAGUGACAGUGACAGUGACAGUGACAGUGACAGUGACAGUGACAGUGACAGUGACAGUGACAGUGACAGUGACAGUGACAGUGACAGUGACAGUGACAGUGACAGUGACAGUGACAGUGACAGUGACAGUGACAGUGACAGUGACAGUGACAGUGACAGUGACAGUGACAGUGACAGUGACAGUGACAGUGACAGUGACAGUGACAGUGACAGUGACAGUGACAGUGACAGUGACAGUGACAGUGACAGUGACAGUGACAGUGACAGUGACACGUUGGCCAUCAAACUUACGCUCAAAUAUCCCAUUGAAAUCCAUCCUGCCAUGACACAAACAGCAUUAGAAAUCAGCCUUAUUAAAGCAUUAAUUAUGAUUAUUAAUCAUGUAUAUUCUGAACAACAAAUUAAUGAGAUAAAGAAAUACGUAAAAUUUAAUUUCAAGAUAUCAUACAGUUUCAGUAAUCCAAAAUUCAGAAUUAGAUAUGAAUUUCAUAAUGUAAACGAUACGAUAGGUGAAUACGUUCUCUUUAAUGAUAAUACGGAGAGUAUAAUAAUGGAUAUAAACCACAAGAUAAGACUACGUUGGCAUCAAAUAAGGACUCAGUUGCACGAAUAUCGAUAUCUUAUAGAAGAGUACGAUGAUACUUCUAAAGCUUCUUGGUGAUAUUUGUAGCUAAUUAAUUGAUUAAUUAAGAGAAGAUAACUAAAUGUAAUGCAUGCUCAUAUUUACUUUUAAUAUAUGAAUUGUUUUUAUGUUUUUAUUUAUUCAUUUUGAUUAAAAAUAUACAUUCACGAAUAAAACGAAUAACACGAUACA
Messenger RNA from Camponotus floridanus (Florida carpenter ant), 3585 nucleotides. RefSeq names its product thyrotropin-releasing hormone-degrading ectoenzyme-like. Gene Ontology annotation, biological process: proteolysis; peptide catabolic process. Gene Ontology annotation, cellular component: cytoplasm. Gene Ontology annotation, molecular function: zinc ion binding; metalloaminopeptidase activity; peptide binding. Lineage: Eukaryota; Metazoa; Arthropoda; Insecta; Hymenoptera; Formicidae. The record is from RefSeq and is a predicted model, not a curated record. The transcript has 15 exons. Bases 1 to 3432 code for a protein of 1143 amino acids.